CUGGCUCGAGCCGGGUGGGGCAGGUGGGGCCGCCUGGCGGGCCAGGGCGGCCGCGCCCGCCGCGAAGACCCUGGGAGCCGGCCGCCGUGCGCUGGGGACAUUUGUCCUUCCACCCGGGGGUCUGGGGCCGGGGCCUCAUGGAAACCGUUGGCCAGGACAGCUGCGGAGGAGCGGACGCGGCGCGGGGCACCGAGUGGCGGCCGGCACCCGAGGCAAGGGUGCACUUCCGAGUGACGAGGUUCAUCAUGGAGGCAGGUGUCAAGCUAGGGAUGCAGUCCAUUCCCAUUGCCACCGCCUGUACCAUUUACCAUAAGUUCUUCUGUGAGAUCAGCGUGGAUGCCUAUGACCCCUACUUAGUUGCCAUGUCUUCCCUUUACUUGGCUGGCAAAGUGGAAGAGCAGCACCUGCGUACUCGUGACAUCAUCAACGUGUCCAACAGGUACUUUCACCCGGGCAGUGAGACCUUGGAGCUGGACUCCCAUUUCUGGGCGCUCCGGGACAGCAUUGUGCAGUGCGAGCUCCUUGUGCUGAGAGUACUGCGUUUUCAAGUCUCCUUUCAACACCCACACCAGUACCUGCUCCACUACCUGAUUUCCCUCAAGAACUGGCUGAACCGUUACAGCUGGCAGCGGACCCCCAUCUCCAUCACUGCCUGGGCCUUGCUGCGGGACAGCUACCAUGGGGGGCUAUGCCUCCGGUUCCGAGCUCAGCACAUAGCUGUGGCAGUGCUCCACCUGGCCCUGCAGGCCUAUGGGGUCGAGGUGCCCGCCGAGGCCGAGGCCGAGAAGCCGUGGUGGCAGGUGUUUAGUGACGACCUUACCAAGCCAAUCAUUGAUAACAUUGUGUCUGAUCUCAUUCAGAUUUAUACCAUGGACACAGAGAUCCCCUAAGGCCCUGGCCAAAGAGAAGCCUGGGACGCUCGGUUGCCAGGGGACGGCGCCACCACAUCGCCGUGACUGCCGGUCCCCAGAGGACUGGCUGGGAGGACUGGUUUUAUGCUGCUGGAGACGGGCUGGUGAAGGCAAUGACAUGCUGCCACUUUGAUUAUCAUGCUUUGACUGUCCCUGGCAGCCGUGGUCCAGACGGUGACAGGAGCCGCACCUCCAGCGGGCAGGAAUGCGCUGUGUGGUGUGGCCCCAAGGCGUCCGAGUCUGCUUUUGUCCUUUGAAAGGACACCGACUAUAGUCGAGGAGAAUCAUUGGAAGGAAAAUGAAAGAACAAUGGAAAUCUACCCCUGGGGAUUUUUAAAAAGCCAGAUUUAUAGAAAUUAUGAAUGUGUAACAUAGAUGAAUUUUUAUUUUGUAUAAUAAAAAAUGAUACAAAUCAACAGAGA
Messenger RNA from Hipposideros armiger (great roundleaf bat), 1333 nucleotides. RefSeq names its product cyclin Q (gene CCNQ). Gene Ontology annotation, biological process: regulation of transcription by RNA polymerase II. The record is from RefSeq and is a predicted model, not a curated record. Bases 138 to 890 code for a protein of 250 amino acids. NCBI's taxonomy places the organism in Eukaryota, Metazoa, Chordata, Mammalia, Chiroptera, Hipposideridae. Gene Ontology annotation, molecular function: cyclin-dependent protein serine/threonine kinase regulator activity. The transcript is spliced from 5 exons.